AUGGCCAACUUCAAGGGACAUGCCCUUCCCGGCAGCUGCUUUCUGCUGUUAGGCCUGUGUUGGUCAAUGAAGUACCCUCUCCGACACUUCUGGAGGAGGCGUCAGCCUAAAGGAAGACAAAAACUGCCCCUGUUCUUUAACAGAAUCGACUUAAUCGAGGGGGCACUCAUCAUUUUCUUAGCCUUUGUGGGCAUCAUGGCAGAGCAGUUUGUGCCCGAUGGGCCCCAUGGCCACCUGUACCUCAGAGAGACUAAGUCCUGGGUGAAGCUGAUGAACUGGCAGCACAGCACAAUGUACUUCUUCUUCGGCAUCUGGGGAAUUGUUAAAGUCCUCAGUAUGUCACCGCUUCCAGUCCCACUUGGUCUUGACCGCCUUGCUCUCUCUCUGGCUUUUUUCAUUGAAGGGUUUCUGUUUUACUUCCAUGUGCACAUGCGCCCUCCUCUGGAUACCCACAUCCACUCCCUGCUGUUUGUGGCAGUGUUUGGUGUGGCGGCCAGCACCCUGUUGGAGGUGUUCAUGCGAGAUAACAUCAUACUGGAGCUGCUCAGGGUCAGCCUAACCAUCCUGCAAGGCUCCUGGUUCUUUCAGAUUGGAUUCGUGCUGUACCCAUUAAACGGAGUACAGUGGGAUCUGAAGGCACACGAUAACACCAUGUUCGUCACCAUGUGCUUCUGCUGGCAUCUAGCUGUGGCCCUGCUGAUCGUUGGCAUCAACUACUGGAUGGGCUGGUGCUGUGUACAAAGAUGUGCAGGGAAGGGAGGUGACAUAGAGAUCGGGAUGAGAAAGACAUCCAGCUCCCAGAAGGCUCUGCUGCAGGAUUCUGAUGAAGAGUAAGCGGAUGGAUCAUGAAGUGUACCACAGGAGGUUGGUGGCACCUUAACUGGGGAGGAUAGGCUAGUGGUAAUGGUUGGAGCGGAAUAGUAUCAAAUACACUACAUCAACACACAUGGAAGUGUUUGAUGCCAUUCCAUUAGCUACGUUCCAGCCAUUAUU
Molecule: messenger RNA, 993 nt
Organism: Salvelinus namaycush (lake trout)
Lineage: Eukaryota; Metazoa; Chordata; Actinopteri; Salmoniformes; Salmonidae
Product: transmembrane protein 45B-like
Exons: 5
Coding region: 1-834 (277 amino acids)
Source: RefSeq, a predicted model, not a curated record